Messenger RNA from Aspergillus ochraceoroseus IBT 24754, 1880 nucleotides. RefSeq lists its product as uncharacterized. The record is from RefSeq and is a predicted model, not a curated record. The transcript has a single exon. Gene Ontology annotation, cellular component: nucleus. Gene Ontology annotation, biological process: transcription by RNA polymerase II. Lineage: Eukaryota; Fungi; Ascomycota; Eurotiomycetes; Eurotiales; Aspergillaceae. The coding region runs from base 39 to 1430 and encodes 463 amino acids.
CAUUCAUUCACUCUAUCUUAUUCUUCCCCCUCUCCAUCAUGGCCUUCCGUGGAGAGCGUUUUGUUGUCGAUUUGGACUCUGAUCCCGAAGAUCAGUCGCGGAUUCCUUCCUCGACCCUCAACAUCCCUGGCGUUAUCGGUGAGAUCCAGGAACGCUCUCCCGCUGCUCCUCCGGCCCCUCCCACGCUCAAGUCAACGACAGGUUUCCCAGCCCAUCGUCAGCGGACCAAGCUGUCCGCAUUCAAACAGCGACAGGCGAAAUCCACAUCAGCCGCCACUGCAUCCACGCAGGUGACGACGUCUAGCGUCGAGGAUGAGAAGAAACAAAUCCAGGAACAAAAUCGCCAGCAGCUGGGAUCCAUGUCCGACGCACAGAUCCAACAAGAACGAGAGGAAUUGAUAUCGUCCCUUGAUCCAUCUUUACUCGAGAGAUUCCUCCGUAGGGCUCGUAUUGACGACGACAAUCCUGAUCCUUCCUCAUCGUCCGAAAUCCAACCUGGGGAAGGGAAUGCCACUUCUGAUGCUGCAGAUCCCCUCCCACCCCCAGAGCCUGUCACAAAACCUGCCGCAAAGCCUGUCGCAAAAUCCAUCUCGAAAUCGAAAGACUCUUCUCAUCUCGAUGAUGCUGCACCCUCCAAAAUCCCCGAAGACCUCCUUCCUGCAGCCGAAUUUCCUCUCUCGGGCUCCGUGCAUUUUCCCACUCCUCCGCCUCGAGCUACCGUCAUGCCCACACUAGACCCCUCAUCGCCGUCGUUUCUCUCCGAUCUUCAAGCACAUUACUUCCCGGACAUCUCCCAUGAUCCUUCUGCUCUCUCGUGGCUCCAACCGCCUCCGUCCGAUCCCGAUGCCCCUGGUGCCCCUCCCUCCUCCGCGUAUCAUCCCGGAAGCAGCGCCGAAGCUGUCCAUCCCUCGUCUCUACGAUUCUCUCUGAUAGGCGCUAUAUUAUCGCCCUCUACAUCGCUUUCUCUCCCUACAACCAUGGGCCUACAUCAUCACGGGAAGGACCCCCACGCCGCCGGAUACACUAUCCCAGAGCUCGCCAUACUCAGCCGCUCUUCUUUCCCCGCGCAACGUUGCAUUGCCUGGCAGGUCCUCGGCCGCAUUUUGUUUCGCCUGGGAAAGGGCCAAUUUGGGGAACGCGGUAGCACCCUUGUCCAAGGAUUAUGGUCGGUUAUUGAACGCGAGGGUGUGGUGGCCGGUAUGUUAGAGGAAGCCGAUGCGUCCAUGUCCUCCUCCUCGUCGUCUCGGCGUGGAGACCAGGAUUCUACAGCCGCAGAGCCAAGCGAACAGGAUUCGACCAUGAUGAAGAAAGGUGGCGUCGGACGUCAUGCCAGCGCUGCUGCGUGGGCUGUGGAGGGCGUCUGGUUAUGGCAGAUGGGUGGCGGCGGAGAUCGGGGGGUCCUGAAGCCGGGAGCGCAUCGAUCCGAGUAGUUCUUCUUGAUUUAUCUUUACUGGGGCCAAAAGUGGUCUUUUCUUUUCUUUGCACACCAGGAGUUCUCAGGCGCAUCUAUAUAAUGGUCCGGCUAUAUGAAGAUAAUAAUUAUUAUGAAUUAUGAUGGAAUAUACUGUGAACAUAUUGUAACUUGUCUCAAAUAUGCACGCCCCUCUACGCAUCAUAAAAUAUAACAAUAGCAUACAUACAUACACACACAAUAUAAGAAAACCACUCCUUUCAUUUCUGAAUCAACCCAAACUCCGGUAGAGUUAUAGCCUAGACAUGUUAUUCAUCUUUCUCUAACCGCCCCUUUCCUUCCUUUCUGUCUCUCUCGCUAUCCCUCCUCCCCAAUCUGCAGUCCCCAUAUCUUCCAUCGCGUCUCCUCAAUAUAAUCCCGACGCAGCCACAAUCCAUUCGAUGACGUAGAUUCUCCCUCCUGUCGUUCG